AUGAGACCUACGCAAAUCCUUCGAUCUGGUGGUGAUGGAGAGCUGGGGAAGUACGGAAAGUACAUGGGAACAUGGGGUAACAUGGGCUCCCAACCCCAGAAGGGCAUUGUUUCAUACGCCCUCAGCGGCAACCGACAACGGCCUCUUGCUGGCACACUCCACGCCGCCUUCUUCAACACCUGGAGAAGAUUCUCUGGCCAGGUCCUCUAUGUCCUCCCUCCAUUCAUCGUCGCCUAUGCUACCAUGAGCUGGGCCAUCGAGAGAAACCACUACUUGAACUCCAAAGCAGGCCGCCUCGAAUUCGCAGACGAAGAAUAGAGAGGAGUGUAGUUAUAUGUUCGAU
Messenger RNA from Amorphotheca resinae ATCC 22711, 343 nucleotides. RefSeq lists its product as hypothetical. The coding region runs from base 1 to 318 and encodes 105 amino acids. The transcript has 4 exons. Gene Ontology annotation, biological process: mitochondrial electron transport, ubiquinol to cytochrome c. The record is from RefSeq and is a predicted model, not a curated record. Lineage: Eukaryota; Fungi; Ascomycota; Leotiomycetes; Helotiales; Amorphothecaceae.